Perca fluviatilis (European perch) is the source of this 1097-nucleotide messenger RNA. Its product is annotated as galactose-specific lectin nattectin-like. The transcript is spliced from 7 exons. The record is from RefSeq and is a predicted model, not a curated record. Bases 126 to 605 code for a protein of 159 amino acids. Gene Ontology annotation, molecular function: signaling receptor activity. Lineage: Eukaryota; Metazoa; Chordata; Actinopteri; Perciformes; Percidae.
UGCAGGCGUAGACGUACUCUCUUGUGGCGCUUUGAUAAACUAUAUAAAGAGUGAAUAUCUUCCUUUACUGACAGUCAUCAGCUGGUUGUUCUUCUCUGUGUCAGCCAAUCAUCACCUCAGCAAAGAUGGCAUCAGGCUUUCCGUUUGCUUUGUUGCUCUGUUUGUCCAUCGGACUGUUGGCUCCAUCUUGCAAUGGACAAACCUCCAACCCAGCUCGCUGCCCUCCUGUUUGGACUCAGUUCGGCUCUCGUUGUUUCAGUUUCAACUUCCACGCAAAGAGAUGGAUCGAUGCAGAGCACUUCUGCAAGGCCGCCGGUGGGAAUCUGGCUUCUGUCUACUCAGAAGAGGAAUAUGUAUUCCUCAAAACCUUCAUUAACCAAGUGACCGGUGAAAACAGACGGACCUGGAUCGGAGGCUUUGACUCAGUGAAGGAGGACAUGUGGAUGUGGUCUGACGGAUCCACAUUUGACUACAAAAGCUGGGCUCCGGGGCAGCCUGACAACAUCGACGGAGUUGAGCACUGUCUUGAGAUGAACUUUCAGGACAACUGGAACGAUGACUCGUGUGCCAACGUAUAUCCUUUUGUGUGCUCCAAGAAGCUGUGAGGCCUCCUGCCAUCAUGAUCUCACUACAGCUCAUCUAUAAUCUCUAUCACUGAUUCACUUUCAGUUUGUUCUGCAGACAGAAACAGCUCUCUGCUGACAGACUCACUUUCACUUGUUUAUAAUCUGAAGAGUUAGGAAACGGUUCACAACUGACUCUCUGAGCUGGACGAAAACAUAAUCAAGUUACUGGACUUUUAAUCUAGUAAAUAACACAAAAUGAAAUACAGAAAACAUUCAAAUACUCUGACAUCUUUUCCAUUUUAGUUUACUGAAUAUUGUCUGUCAGCGCUGUCCAAAGGUAACAACAUCCACCUACCAGACAUGAGUAGUAACGAUCUUCUCAUCCAAAAUGUCCAAAUAGAAAAUAAAAUCCAAAUGUUGUCUGUACGUUCUGUGAUACAAGAGGAGUUUCUGGGGUUGUUGGGUUCUUUAUUCAUCUGUUUUCCUUCACUUUAUAAUUAAAAAGCAUUAAAAAUAAAAGACAUAUUGUCA